Anopheles bellator is the source of this 1167-nucleotide messenger RNA. Its product is annotated as protein CBFA2T2-like. Gene Ontology annotation, cellular component: nucleus. The annotation marks the transcript as partial. The record is from RefSeq and is a predicted model, not a curated record. The transcript is spliced from 6 exons. Gene Ontology annotation, biological process: negative regulation of DNA-templated transcription; DNA-templated transcription. Gene Ontology annotation, molecular function: transcription corepressor activity. NCBI's taxonomy places the organism in Eukaryota, Metazoa, Arthropoda, Insecta, Diptera, Culicidae.
CGUACGGUGCUAAUUGGCGUUCCUUUCCAGAGUGGUGCCAUCUCCGUCGACGACUUCCAGCUGGCGGUUCAGGAGGCGACCAACUUUCCGCUCCGCACCAACGUGGUCCCGUUCCUCAAGUCGCACGUUCCGGUCCUGCAGCGCGAGAUCAACAUCCUGGCGCGGUCGAACAAACAGACUUCCUCACAGUAUGUCCGGUCGAACGAAAGCAGCGUCAUGGAGUACGUCCAGAACUUGGCCGAAACGGCCGAAAUAUUUCUGCCCCACGAGGGUCCCUUUUCGUCCUCGGUAACGGCUGCAGCGGCGGCCGCAGCAGCAGCCGCUGCCGCCGUCGCCAGCGGUGCUGCGUCCGGAGGUGGUGCCGGCUCCGGAUCCUCCAUCAACGGGCUGGGACUGAAACGACGAGCUUCUGAUAACUUAUACGACACACAUCCGGCCGGACCGCCCGAGUGGAGUGACUACGUGCUGCCACCGUCGAAGCGACCACAUCCUUCGCUGCUGCUGGCGUCCGGGGCGUCGCAGCUCUACCCGACCCAUCCGGCCCUGUUCGAGUACCAGAACGGUGGGCUACAUCCACAUUCCGAUGGAUUGCAUUCCAUUCACCGUGACGAUCUGCGAGCCGCCUCCACCGAUGGUCAUCGGCCACCCAGAAUUCCUCCCGGCGGUAGCAGUGCUGGUGCCGUUGGUGGAGGCGCUGGUAGCACCGCUGGUAACGGAAGCCUAACCGGAAGCUCGACCAGCGGGGCCAGUGGCGAAGAGGAGUGGAAAAAUAUUCACACCAUGCUGACGUGCAUCUCGGCGAUGGUCGAGAAGACGAAGCGCGCCAUCGCGAUCCUGCAGCAGCGUGGCAUCGACAACAGUCACGCCCGCGAUCACCAGGACAACAGCUCGAUCGCCGACAUCAAGCGGCAGACGGAGGAGAAGAUAUCCGAGUUCCGGCGCAGCGCCGAGGAGUCCGUCAACCAGGUCAAACGGCAAGCCGUGAUGGAGAUCCAGCGCGCCGUGGCUGCGGCCGAAGCCCGCACCCUGGAGAUGAUCGCCCAGGAACGGCUGAAGAUGGAGAAAAUGCUCACCGAUCUGCACCGUGGCAGCAACGACGAUGCGGAACCGUCGAUCACGAGCGGUAGUCAAAAUGCCUGCUGGAACUGCGGACGGAAGGCAAACGAA